Molecule: messenger RNA, 3978 nt
Organism: Plasmodium yoelii
Lineage: Eukaryota; Apicomplexa; Aconoidasida; Haemosporida; Plasmodiidae
Product: conserved Plasmodium protein, unknown function
Exons: 1
Coding region: 1-3978 (1325 amino acids)
Source: RefSeq, a predicted model, not a curated record
AUGGCAUAUAACCAUACAUCGGUGUUUUUGUUUACCGUUCAAGGAAUAUUAGCAUCUUUGACAUGUAGUCUAUGUUGCUUUGUAUAUGCAUAUUGUUGCAAUAAUAAUAAAAAUUUAAACAAUAACGAUACAAAAUGUGAAAACAAAAACAAAAGAAAUAUUUCAAAAUUAAACCCGGAUAUUCAUGAUAUAUCUACCUCGAAAAAAAAAAAAAUUAAAAAUAAUUAUGAAAUUGAAAAUAGUAGUGAAGUAAUAAUAAAUUCAACAAAUAAAGAUAAAAUAUAUUUGUUAAAUAAAAGAAUAUCUGAUAUCAGCUUAUUAAAAUAUAGUGCUAGUGAUAUAUGUAAAAAUAGAGAUAAUAUUAGUAGAGACCAAAAUCUGGGUGUGAAAAGUGGCUUGAAUAGAAAAGAAGAUAACUCAAAUGAAAUAGAAACAGAUAUAUGUUAUAACAAUAAUUUAUCAAAAAAUGAAAAAUGGAAAAACAAACAAAACGAAUGCAAUACUUUAUAUACACACAAACAAGGAAAUGAAACCCCAUAUACAAAUUUAGUAAAUUUUAAAUUAAAGACCAUUCCUAAUGAUUAUUCAAAUGAAAAAAAUAUUAAUAUAGAAAAAUAUAAACAUGGUGAACAAAAUGAUGCAAUUAAUAAUAGCAUAUCCACACAUAAUGAAAUGAUGCAUAUUUAUCCUUAUAUUUUCGAUAAGGGUGUACAAAACUUUUCACCAUUUUCUUGUCAUGUUAAUAAAAAUCCUUUAAUUAUAAAUGAAUAUGAACGAUCUUAUAGAAAUCAAAACAUAAGAGAAAAUAUAUUUGACUCACAUUUGAAGGAAAAUACAAAUUCUAUAAAUAUGAAUAGCAACGCUUCAGAUAUUUAUACUAGGGAAGAUAUGAAAAAAUAUUUUAGAAACAAUGAUAUAUUAUGUAAUACUGAAAAAAAAAAUGCUAUUACUAAUGAAGGGUUAAUUUUAUAUGAUAAUGGAUAUACUAUUUCUGAAAAAAAUAAAACCGAAAAUAUGAUUCUAGACAUAGGAAAAAAACAUAAUAAUACAAUUUUAAGAAGUGAAAUAUCGUAUAUAAAAAAUAAAGAAGAAAUAAAUGGAAUGGAAAGCAAAUUAGUAAUGCAUUAUCAAAAUGGAAUUAUUCAAAAAGAUAAAUUUGUCAAGAAUGGGGUUAUAAAAAGUUUUAGUAGUAUCACAGAAAAAUCUAUUGAAAAUAAUUCCCCUAUGACUGAAAAAGAAAAAGAACAAAUAUAUUUUAAACAGAAAAUAGAACAAAUUGAUAAUAUGAUUCCUUCUAAUAAAUUGAAAAAAUUUCAUGAAGAAAAUAAUAAUCCAAUUUUUAAAACUUAUAAAAAUAUGUUUGAUCAUUUUAAUAAAAGUAUGUCAAAUAAUAGACAGAUAAAUAAUAUAGAAAAAAAUUAUGAUGAAAUUUUAUCAUCUACUUAUGAAAAUGAUAAAAAUGGGAUCAAAUAUGUAGAAACAAAUAUUAUUGAUAAAUGUGAAAACUGCGAUUUAGAUAAGGCAUACCAUUUUGAUACAAAUUAUUGUGAUAUGAAUAAAAGUGAAGGAAUUGAAAAUGAUUAUUCAUUAGGAUGGGAACAAAAUUUUAUAAAAUAUAAUAAAAAUCUUAGUAAUAAUAAAAAAAAUAUUAUUUAUAAUACAUCCAAUGAACAAUAUAUAGAUGAAAAAUAUGUAAAAGAAAAUAAUACAGAUAAAUUUGAGGAUUUGUAUGCAAAUAAAUUUAAUAUCUAUCCCUAUUCUCAUAGGAGUAAUAAAAAAGGGGAAGAGGAAAAUGAAAUAAAAUUGAUUUAUAAAAAAAAUAAUGCCCUUGAAUAUUUACCAGAACCACAAAAUUAUGAUGAUUCGAUAGUUAGAAAUCGAACCAAUAUAUCGAAUACAGAAAAUUGUAAUAGAAAUAUAUCAUUUUAUAUGGAUAAUGAGGAGGGGAAUACUAAUAUGGAUAUUAAUAAAGAGGAUGGUUCAAAUAGUUUAUGCAAUAAUAUGAAAAAAAAAAUAAAAUAUAAAAAUAUAAAAGAUCGGGAAAGACAAUUAAUUGUUGAGAAUGAUGAUAUAAGUAUUAAUACAAGUGAUAUUACUUCCGAAAAUCAAAUAAAAAAAGGAAAAGAUAAGGAGAAGAAAAAAAAUAAAAAUUUACAAAAUAAACCGGUUUUAAAUAAAAAUACGAAACUAUUAAGAAGUAAACAUAUUUUCAAUGAUGAUGGAAUUUUGUCUCAGGGUGAGAAAAAUGUUGAUUCCUCAAAAUAUGCAGAAGAUAUAAAUUGUAAAAAUAUAGAAAUGCUUCAUAAAAUAAAUGAUGACAAUAUUAGUAUUAAAACAUGCAACAAUGGUGAAAUAGAGAGAAUAAAUACCAAGAUAUGUCAAAAUAUGAAAUCUGUAAAAAUGAAUAGAGAUAUUAGAUCGAAAAAGAAGUUUAAUAUACCACUAAAUUCAAUUGGUUCUGUAGAAGGAAAACAAAAAAAUGUUACAAAAAGAUGUGAAAAUGGUUAUGAUAUUUAUUUUUUGACUGAUGAUAAUACUGAUUGCCGUACUGAAAAUAAAGAAAUUUCGCACACUUCAAAUAAAAAAAAAGAAACAAAUAAUAUAAUCCAAAAUGAUAAAUGUGAAAAUGGAAUGAAGAAAAUGAGUUCUCGUAUUAGAAACACAAAAAAUAAAAAUCUAAUCCCCAAAUAUAUGAGCAGAUCGAAAACUGAAUAUAAGUUAAAAAAUUUUAAUAGAAAUUCAAUGAAAAAAAUAACUGAAGAAAACGACGGAGAAACAUGUGAAAGCAACACGGGCACAAUUAACGAGAUACAUCUAUAUGAUGAAGAAAAACAAAUAAAUGAAUUUGGAACAAUUGUGGAUAACGAUUAUGAUAAUAACGAUUAUGAUAAUAACGAUUAUGAUAAUAACAAUUACGAUCAUAACAAUUAUGAUAAUAACAAUUAUGAUAAUAACAAUACAAAUGGUGAUCAAAAAGGAAUAUCUGGAAAAAAAAGGAAUAUGAAAAAUUAUGAAAGAACAUAUAAAUUAAAAAAAGACGAAAAAAAUAUACUAUUAGACAAUGAAAAACGAAAGGAAACCAAAAAUAUUGUCAAGAAUAAAAAAAAUGAAACUUAUAUAAGUGAGAAAAAAAUAGAUUAUAAUAACAAUCAUACAGAGGAUGAAAAAUUGCUUAUUAAAACAAGUAUCAAAAAUAGAGACCAAAAUAUUCAGGUAUGUGAUAAUAUAAAAGAUAAUAAUGUGAAAAUCGAAAAAAACAAAAAAAUAAAAAAAGAAAAAGUAUUCGAAAAAAAAAAUAAAAAUAGUAUUAACAAAAAUGAUAAUGUAAAUGAAAAUAAGAAAUUGUCUAAAGUUCAAUUUACAAAAAUAAAAUCAGCUAAAAAAGAAAAUAUAUUAUAUAAAAUGGAUGCAAUAACAUUAAUAAAUGAAAAACACCAAAAAAUUGAUGAGCAUAAAUGUGCAUCAGGAUUCGCUAUCUUUUUAAUAGAACACAUUCAAAAAAAAACGAAAGAAGAUAAGGAUAUUUUUGAAAAUUUAUUAAAAUUUAUAUUAAAAUUAAUGGAUAUUUAUAAAAUUAAAACAGUCAAUUUUAUAGAAGCAUUUCUAAUUCUAGAAACAAUAAAUUUAACAAUUAUAAGAGCUCAUCCAAUUGAAGAAUGGAUAUUAGUAAUUUUUCAUUUUAUUAAUGGAAAUAUAAAAGAUCAUAAUCUAAAAUUUAUAAUAGAGUCUCUUAAAUUAGAUCAUAUAGAAAUUACUAAUGUAACUGCAUCCUUUUAUAUGAAUAAAAAAAAUAUUAAACUUACUGAAAAAAAUAUGAAAAGAGUUAUUACACUGCUUUCCCAUGUUGUCAGAAGAUCAUCAAGAAUUAAAAUAUUUAAUGAAAUAAAUUCCGAUGUAAAACCGAAGGAAUAUAACACAAAUGAUCAAAUAUUAGGUUCUUGUUGGCAUCCUAUGGAUUCAGACGAAAUUCCAAAGUGA